AUGUACUCUCCGCUCUGGCACUUGCUGUGGUCACUGGCCGUGAGCCUAUCUCUGGAUGUAGCACAAUCCAUUCCUGCAGCCCAGGAUCCUCGAACCGACCCUUUCUACCAACCUCCACCUGGAUUCGAGAGAGCCCCCCCCGGCACAAUCUUUCGCAAGCGCCUCGUCACUACUUCCUUCUUCGGUUUGGUCCCAGAUCCCGUCGAAGCACAUCAGCUCCUCUACCGUACCACGGCCAUCAACGGAUCAGCCAUCGCGUCGAUCACCACGGUAUUCAAGCCUCUGCAUGCGAUAACAGACCGUUAUGUUUCUUUUCAUACUGCUUAUGACAGUGCGUCUGUAACCUGUGACCCAAGUUACCAGUACCAACUUGGCGUCCCUCAGACUGACCUGAUAUCCACGUUCGAGUUCCUCUUCCUCCAGCGCCACCUUUUACAUGGCUAUAUCGUUGCCUCUCCGGAUCAUGAAGGGCCAGAUGCGGCCCUCGGCUCAGGCCGAUUAGCAGGAAUGACGGUGCUGGAUGGGAUGCGUGCUGUCAACAACUUUAACGAGACUCUCGGAUUCUCGACUUCCCGCCCUAUGAUCGCCGCAACAGGAUACUCUGGCGGGGCCAUUGCAACUGGUUGGGCAGCAUCUCUCCAUUACGUCUAUGCGCCCGAGUUAAACGUCAAAGGCUGGGCCAUGGGUGGCACACCUGCCAAUCUGACCGGGACAUUCUACUAUCUUGAUGGAAAGUUGUAUAGCGGCUUCAUCCCAGCGGCCGUAAAUGGGCUGUCCAAGCCGAGCGCAUACGGCACACAGUUGCUACCUAUCAUAGAUAGAAUCGUCACUGAGAAAGGCCGAGCACUCUUGGACUACGCAAACUCGCAUUGCGUUCCCGCAGACCUUGCCAAUUGGCCAAACCAGUCGAUGCUAUCCCCAGAUAUCCAAACCCUCGGGCCCACUCUGCUCCUCGAACCAACGAUUCACUCCGUUCUACUCGAGAAUCUUCUCGGUGGGAGGCCAGAAGAGGCACCAAUGGCUCCUGUGCUGGUUUACCACAGCGUAGAAGACGAGAUCAUCCCGUAUCAUGACAUUCCAUUAAUGGUCGACUCAUGGUGCAGCGCAGGAGCUACCGUACAAUUCAGAACUUACGUGACUGGUGGCCACGCCAGGACACUGCUCGGCAGCCUGACUGAUUCCGCGGGGUAUAUUGAUGAUGCAUUUGCCGGCACGCUUGAGCACGGAUGUUCGUGGCAAUUUAGAACAAUCAGCCCGCAUCCUGUGAUUGGGAAAGUAGACCAUGAACAUAUAUUCUCUCAGCUCUCCGAGAACUUGAAUCAGUUGUUCUGGGCUGAGGCGGUUUGA
This is a messenger RNA of Aspergillus nidulans FGSC A4, 1347 nucleotides long. RefSeq lists its product as uncharacterized. The record is from RefSeq and is a predicted model, not a curated record. NCBI's taxonomy places the organism in Eukaryota, Fungi, Ascomycota, Eurotiomycetes, Eurotiales, Aspergillaceae. Gene Ontology annotation, molecular function: triacylglycerol lipase activity. The transcript has a single exon. The coding region runs from base 1 to 1347 and encodes 448 amino acids. Gene Ontology annotation, biological process: lipid catabolic process.